AUGUUUCCUAAAUGUGUGAAUUGUUUACGCACUGGCGGCGGGAGGUCGUUCCAGCAUUUCGUGGCUGCAAAUCUAAAGGAUCCACGAAAUGCUGCUGUUCGGUACUUCAUGAUCACUCCAAAUAGUAAACAUGCCAGAUGUAGUUUACGCCUAAAUUUCAUUUUAAGAACUGCAUGUUGGUUCAAGAAUGGGGACUUGGAAAUAUACGAUGCAGUGGUUGACGUGCGCUGCUACGAGCUGACCGCUCUGUUCCUCUGCUCGCUGUUCGUACCUAAAUGUGGUCCUCUGGGGCACAUGGUGAGACCUUGCAGAAGCCUCUGUCAAGAAACAAUGCGGCGAUGUGGUUUCUUCUUGGAAGUGUUCGGGCUGUCGAUGCCUGACUACCUUCAGUGCGAAAUAUUCCCAGAAUCCACAGACACGGAUGUCUGCCUUGGUAACAGGGAGGUCAAGGAGGCUAGACUGCGAGCUGCCAAACCAGUUUGCCCCACCGGGUUCCAAUGCGACGUGAAACGGUGCAUUCCUCACGACUGGCGUUGCGAUGGCCACGUGGACUGCGCGGAUCGGUCCGACGAGCUCAACUGCCGCGUGUGCAAGCGCAGCGGCGACGUGCACUGCGGCAACCAGCGCUGCAUCUCGCAGGCGCACAUGUGCGACGGACGCGUCGACUGCCCCUGGGGCCAGGACGAGAGGAACUGCUCACACCGUGUGCAUCACCCACGCUCCUCGACUAUGAGAUUGUAUAUCCCACGGAAGUGUGGUGGUCGUGGCUUCCUAAAUGCCAAGACAUUACAUAACCGCGAGAUAAACAAUCUUAGGGAGCAUUUUCUUAACGUCGAUAUGGGGAUUCAUAGAGAUGCAGUUGCUGUUGACAAUGGACUCACUCCUCUAUCUUUAGCAAAAGAAAACUGGUGCAGACCUGUAGUACUUAGUACUUUUGGAGUUGCAUGGCAGAUUCUACCGGGCUCUCCAUGGGCCUGA
Messenger RNA from Chilo suppressalis (striped riceborer), 978 nucleotides. Lineage: Eukaryota; Metazoa; Arthropoda; Insecta; Lepidoptera; Crambidae. The record is from the annotation of a GenBank genome assembly.